Messenger RNA from Pistacia vera, 990 nucleotides. RefSeq lists its product as uncharacterized. The transcript has 2 exons. The record is from RefSeq and is a predicted model, not a curated record. Bases 1 to 990 code for a protein of 329 amino acids. NCBI's taxonomy places the organism in Eukaryota, Viridiplantae, Streptophyta, Magnoliopsida, Sapindales, Anacardiaceae.
AUGGCAACUGAAAGAGGAAUAAUAAAGAUUGUCAAAGAGAUACUUAAAUGUUAUCCCCAAUUAGUUGAGUCUGAGAAUGAUCUAAAGCAAAACAUAUUGCACGUGGCCAUUAAGCACCGUCAAAAGAAGAUAUUUGAUCAUGUCAAAAGGAUGAAGAUACAAAUGACAAGGUUAGUCCAAGGGAUUGACAAAAAUGGCUACACCAUUUUACACCAUGCUGCAAACAUUAGGGAUGACACUACAAAAACUCACCCUGCAGGACCUGUAUACCAACUGCAAGAAGAGUUGAAGUGGUACAAAUGUGUAGAGAAGGUGACGCGGCCCCACUACCUCAUGUUGCCUGAUUCUAAGGAUAACAAGACUUGCGAUGAACUCUUCAAUAUGAAGCACAAUAAACUACUCAAUGAAGCACAGAGAAAGGUAAAGGAGACUUCUCAGUCUUGCUUUGCAGUGGCUGUUCUCGCCGCCACCGUGGUGUUCACAGUUGUCUAUAAUGUACCUAGAGGUUCCAAUGAUAAUGAUUAUCCAGUUCUCCUCAGCGACAAUUUAUUCCAGUUAUUCGAAUUGAUGGUCAUUGUUGCUUUUCUCUGCUCCUUGGCCUCGGUGGUAAUGUUCUUAUCAGUCUUCACUUCACCUAUUGGUUAUGAAGAAUUCCUUCACAUGCUCCCUGGAAAACUGACAAUAGGUUUCUCCUUACUCUUCAUUUCAUUUUGUACUACAACGAUUGCAUUCGCGGCAGCAUUCUUACUCACCUUACGUUUCCAAAAGCCACAUUGGACCUACAUUUUCAUGUACACUGCUGCAUUUAUUUCGUUAAGCAUAUAUGCACUCCCGCAAGUCCCUAUGUAUUUUACAUUUAAGGCAACUGUGCUCAAGUUUUGCAAGUGGAUUAAGAAGGUUCAUCGUAGUAAAUGGUUUAAGAAGCCGCUGGCGACCAAAUUUCAAUGUCAUAAGAAGAAUGAUGAUGAUAGGCGUAGACUUCCAGUAUGA